GGUUACAGCUUCUUGCUGAUUGGCCGAGAGGACGGCUCUCGCGAGAUCCACGCCAGCGGCCUGGCGGAGGCGGUGGAGGCCCCGUGUUUGUGCGUCGGAGCCGGCACCGCGGCGCUCUCGUAAGAGUCCAGAAUGAGUUAUACAGAAAAACCUGAUGAAAUCACAAAAGAUGAAUGGAUGGAAAAACUUAAUAACUUGCAUAUCCAGAGAGCAGACAUGAACCGCCUUAUCAUGAACUACCUUGUUACAGAGGGCUUUAAAGAAGCAGCAGAGAAAUUUCGAAUGGAGUCGGGAAUUGAACCGAGUGUUGAUUUAGAGACUCUGGAUGAAAGAAUAAAGAUUCGAGAAAUGAUAUUGAAGGGACAGAUCCAAGAAGCCAUUGCGUUAAUAAACAGCCUCCAUCCAGAAUUGCUAGAUACAAACAGAUAUCUUUACUUUCAUUUGCAGCAGCAGCAUUUGAUUGAGCUGAUUCGGCAGCGUGAGACAGAAGCAGCUCUGGAAUUUGCUCAGACCCAAUUAGCAGAGCAAGGGGAGGAGAGCAGGGAAUGCCUGACAGAAAUGGAGCGCACGCUGGCUUUGCUUGCCUUUGAUAAUCCUGAAGAAUCACCAUUUGGAGACUUGCUUAACAUGAUGCAGCGACAGAAGGUAUGGAGUGAGGUUAAUCAAGCUGUUCUAGACUAUGAAAAUCGUGAAUCAACACCCAAGUUGGCAAAAUUACUGAAACUACUACUGUGGGCUCAGAAUGAGCUGGACCAGAAGAAAGUGAAAUACCCCAAAAUGACAGACCUCAGCAAGGGGACGAUUGAAGAACCCAAGUAAAACGUGUGCAGAUGGACACCAAACAAUCCUAGUACUGCACAGUAUACAUUUAUAUCAGUCUGUGACUGAAAUAUUUUUACUACAGUACAGCACUCAAUUCAGAUUUUUCAAUGAACAUCGAAUUUGAAGGGAGAAAAGUCCCUUUUAAAUGCUGCAAAAACUGCAUUGAAAGGCGCUGUAUCUCUUUGAAAGUCUGACUUAGGCUAUGCACUAUAAUACCUUUUUAAAAACCAAGUGAACAGGACAGGAACAAGAGCAUUUUUAGAAGUACAGAACUCAAAACUUUCUAAUUGGCUACUGAUGCCUAGUUUAGUCGCCAGCGAGUUAACACGGUGUUAUAUUGGCAACUAUUCAGUUCAGUUUAAUUGUCUCCUGUUUGAAAUGUGUAUAUAGAACAGUGAAUAUUUUCUACCUUUAAGUUAUAGACAGAUAUACAUUCCCCUUCAAAGUAACUGGUCAAGUUUUCAUCUAUAAACUUUGCAGUAAGGUCAAUGUUUUGCUUAGGAAAUAGUGUACAAACUUGUAAAUCAUAAUUUAAGGAAUUAUUUUGUUUU
Messenger RNA from Neopsephotus bourkii (Bourke's parrot), 1373 nucleotides. RefSeq names its product GID complex subunit 8 homolog (gene GID8). Gene Ontology annotation, cellular component: nucleus; cytoplasm. The transcript is spliced from 5 exons. NCBI's taxonomy places the organism in Eukaryota, Metazoa, Chordata, Aves, Psittaciformes, Psittacidae. The record is from RefSeq and is a predicted model, not a curated record. Gene Ontology annotation, biological process: proteasome-mediated ubiquitin-dependent protein catabolic process; positive regulation of canonical Wnt signaling pathway. Gene Ontology annotation, molecular function: protein binding. Bases 133 to 819 code for a protein of 228 amino acids.